This is a messenger RNA of Cladocopium goreaui, 2461 nucleotides long. The record is from the annotation of a GenBank genome assembly. Lineage: Eukaryota; Dinophyceae; Suessiales; Symbiodiniaceae.
GCUUGAUCUUGUUUGCCGCCGCGCCGCUCGGUGGCGCUUCACUGAGGGGAUGGACAUGUCAGCAUGGCGGCAGCGUUAGCCGCAUGUGAGCGCAGACGCAGUGCCAAGUCGGCCCUGGCGUUGUCGGCAAAGAUGGCCAGAGAACGUGUACCUGCUCACUCCAAAGUUGAGAGGAAGAAGAAGCAGGUCUUGCCACCCAAAAGCUGUCGGUAUGUCAAGAUCUACACAUACCAAGAGCACUUGGAUUGCUUUGCGCCGCCUUUGGGUGACAGUACCACCCCUCCGAGUCACUGGCCAGAAGGCUUCCAAGUGUCAACAUUACCUCGGGUGGCUUGGCUCCCACCAGGUUGGGGACAAGCUUUCAAGGAAGAUUGCGAUCGGAAAUUCUAUGUGGCUCCAGAGCACUUGGGAUCCAGAGCGAUGGUCAACAAGCUGAAUGUGGAGCUUACAGUGGGGAAGAAGUUGAAACCUGCAGAUCAACAUGGCUUUAUCCUGGGAGAUGAUUACGUCAAAAAGUGGCCUCCAUGGCUUCCGAAAGAUUGGCGCAUCGCGUACUUUCGCUCCGCAGGCGGCUCCUUGAAGCCCUGCUUCUUGUCGCCUACCGGGGUGCAGUACAACAAUAAGAAAGAGGUCUUGGCGAAGAAAAAGGAGGAGAUCACAGAUAAGAGAGUGGGUCUCAAAGCUCUGGCAUCAAGGCCGCAAGGUGCCAAAACCGGCGACAACGGGAAGCUGAGGGGUGGAUUUGCACAGCGGCUUGCCAGAAAGGCAGCCGAAAAGAAGCCCAGGACAGCAAGGACAGCAAGAGGCCGGAGAAAGAUGCCAAAGCCAGAGCCAAAAUGCUUUCGAACCUUUACUUCACAAGAACUCAUUGAAUGCUUUGCGCCACCUUUGGGUGACAGUUUGACACCGCCAAGCCAUUGGCCAGAAGGCUUGAAAGUGUCUCGACUCCCCCGCAUCAGUUGGCUCCCACCAAACUGGGGGCAAGCUUAUCGAGAUGGUCUGCGGCGCAAAUUGUAUGUGGCACCGCCAGGGAAAGGUUCCAGAGUUGUCUUUCAUCGAGAAAACGUGGAGCGAAUUGAGGGCAGAAGACUCUACCCCAUGGAUCAGCAUGGACUUCAUUUGGGACAUGAAUGCAUCACACAGUGGCCUGGCUGGCUGCCCAAAGAUUGGAUGAUUGGCUAUUUCAAAGUCCGUGACACUGUGAAGGUUUGUUUUCUGAGCCCAAAAGGGGCCAGAUUUCAAGAUCGCAAAGGUGUUCUUGAUUCGUUGAACCCAGACCGCGGCAAGCGAAAGCCAACCAAGCUCAAUCCGAAAAGGAAGCGGAAACCAAAAAAGAAACCGAUCAAUAUUGUGCUAGGCGAGUUUGCACAUCGUAUGGCCUUCAAGUUAAGACAACGAGCAAUUUUUUCCCUGCGAGAUUCGCUGGCAUUUCAUGCUGAGGGCGAAGAUGAACUACCAGACACAUGCGACAUUUUUCGGAGUUUUACCUAUGAAGAAUUUGAUCAGUGCUUUGCGCCACCACUUGGUGAUGUCACUACGCCUCCGGCACACUGGCCUGAAGGGUUAGAGGUGUGCACGCUGCCACGCAUAAGCUGGCUGCCACCUGGGUGGGGUCAAGGCAUUCGAAUUGGGCAGAAAGGCCGUCGUCUGAAAGUCUUCGUUGCACCUGAAGGUCACGGCCGGUUGGUGGUGAACAACAAGCAAAACAUGGAAGUGAUCCUGCAAACCAGAUUGAGACCCCUUGAUCAGCACGGUAAACUACUGGGCCUGGGAGAUGAGUGUAUUGAACGUUGGCCUAUUUGGUUGCCGAAAACUUGGCGAAUUGCAUACUACAAAGAACAAGGUGAAGUCAGGCCCUGCUUCGUGAGCCCUUCGGGGGUCCGAUGCUCAAAACGGUCAAAGGUCUUAGCAGAGGCUCAGCAGCAAAAGGCCGUUGACGAAGCCAACGCCGCAGAAGCCGAUCGCCUAAGCAAGCGCAAGCGCUUGCGCAAGGCAGAGGUGGUGGAGGUAGACAAUUCUGAUGAUGAUGCAGAGGCACAAGUCGAUCGAAUACAGGCACUAGUGGCAGAUGACAGUGCGGAUGCGGAUGCAGCUUCCAACGCCAGUGCAGUGAGGCGUUGCUCAGCUCCGAUUCCUGUGAAUUCUGCCACAAAAAGGAAGCGGCUUCGACCGGCUCAGGUAGGACCUGAACAGACUGCAGGGACUCUAGCACCACAUGCAGUCGUGCGGGUUGAACGCCGGCCUCAUGUUCAAAUCCUUUCGGGGACUCCAAGUGGGUUGGAUGUCUCCAAGCUCAGUGAAGCAGAUCGGGAAUGGCUUACAAACCAUCCCUUGUACAUCAAGAUUCAUCACCACGGGUACCCCUUACCAUUUGGUGAUCAAGACAUCUUAGCUUUGAAAGCAUUUACUCCAAAAGAGAGUGGAGGGGAGGCUGACUUCACCUUCUACUGAAGAGGCAAAA